CCAUACAAAGAAAAGGCCAUCAUCAAAAGAUGGCUGCCAGCUUGACUUGCCUUGCCGGGUUGAAUGAUAGGCCCAGUGUCUGAAUGUUACAUGUGUGUACUGCUCAAGAAAGAUUAACUUAAACGAUUUGAGUAAUGCACGUCAUUUUAAGAGAGACUUAAGUUUCAAAGGAAGAGCAGACUUAUUAGAUUGUCACAACUUCACACUAUUUUUGAAAAUGCCAGUGUCAAUGACACCCACUGGCGGCCCUAGCUGCUUUGAUCGAGUCAAAAUGGGCUUUAUGAUUGGAUUCUGUGUCGGCAUGGGAUCUGGCGCCCUCUUUGGUGGUUUUUCUGCACUCAGAUACGGACUAAGGGGAAGGGAACUGAUGACAACAGUGGGCAAGACAAUGAUUCAAGGCGGUGGGACUUUUGGACUGUUUAUGAGUGUUGGAACAGGCAUCCGAUGCUAGUAGACGGUAGUGUGCAGUAUGGGGAGCUGAUUGAAAAAAAUGACCGGACAAGGGAAAAAUUCAGUCAUCACCUGCCUUGCACAAAUGUAGAAGUUCUGGCAAAAGCUGAUUUUUGAAGUACUACCAUUGGACAGAUGAUUUGUGAUGACAACUGCACCAUUAUGGAAAUCUCAGCCGACAUCACCAGCUUUUGAUUUCUUUUGAUUAAGUAACAGGUAGCCACACUUUUUGUCAUUAAUUCCCAGAUUGAAACACCUGAUCAAUGUGUAUUGUUGUGAAAGGUUCUGCAGACUCUCCGAGAAGUUUCUGUUGAAUGGAAAAAUAGAAAACUGAAAAAAAGGAAAUUGAAAUUUUGAUUUGCUGUACUCUUGAGUUAUUGUUUGACAAACAUGCUACAGCAGUUUUUUACUUCGAAUGGGACAGUAUUCCAAUGUAGAUGUAAUUCUUUUUCACAUUUACUUUUUCUUAUUUUCACAAUCGUUACACGAAACAUUGUUUCUAACUUUCAGCUGAAGUAGUCAUGUUCCUUACUGCUAUUCAAGUUUUGCAGAACUCCAAAGUUGAAUUGAACUCUGUUCAAACAUUAUUUUAUUAAAAAAAGAAAUUGGAAAGGUAAGGUUUGGCAUAGUUGAACGAUGUAAGCCUGUGUCAAUUGGGUAAAUUUAAGUUUCAUAUAAAAUUGUGCCAUCCCGUAAUGGCGACUGGAUUUUAGUGACUAUAUUAUUAAUUUGCUCAAGUCAAGAGUUGAAGCCUGACUGUGAGCUUAGGGUUCAAUGAGAUGGAAAUAAAAAUAGGAGACUUGCUGUUUGAAGAUG
Messenger RNA from Acanthaster planci (crown-of-thorns starfish), 1266 nucleotides. It is a transcript of the gene romo1, whose product is annotated as reactive oxygen species modulator 1. The record is from RefSeq and is a predicted model, not a curated record. Gene Ontology annotation, cellular component: TIM23 mitochondrial import inner membrane translocase complex. NCBI's taxonomy places the organism in Eukaryota, Metazoa, Echinodermata, Asteroidea, Valvatida, Acanthasteridae. Gene Ontology annotation, biological process: protein import into mitochondrial matrix; protein insertion into mitochondrial inner membrane.